AUGGAGGGAGUUUGGGAUGACGGAGAACCCGUUGUCACUCAGAUUACACCAACUGAUGGCAGUGUGAACGGAGCGACGAGAAUCACAAUCAGAGGACAAGGCUUUGCAGAAGCCAAUCAGUUCAACUAUGGCGAUGGAAAUGACAAUCUGGGGAACAGUGUCCAGCUCGUUUCGUCAACCCUUUCAAUCCCGUGUGAUGUAGAGAAAGAUGCCAGUCACGCCACACAGAUUACCUGCUACACCAGACCCAUGCCGGAAGAUUAUUACCUGGUGAAAGUGACCGUAGACGGCAUUCCUUCGAUCACCCCCAACUGUUAUGGAUACUACAAUUACUGGUGGUGUAUGUUCCAUCCACGAAUGUACUACACCCCACAGAUUAAGAGUAUCGCCCCAGUGUCUGGAACUCCAGGUUCUAUGAUCACAAUCACAGGCACAAUCUUUACUGACGUCUAUGGCAGUAAUACUGCCUUAAGUUCUAAUGGAAGAAAUGUCAGAGUUCUCAGGGUUUACGCUGGAGGAAUGCCGUGUGAACUGCUGAUUCCUAACUCUGAUACGUUGUACGGGUUACAGCUGAACAACGCAUACAGCGAUUAUGGUUUCAUGGUUUGCCGUAAUACAGGGACAUACGUCGGACAUCACAAUAUCAGUUUCAUCCUGGACAGUAAUUUUGGAAGGAGUUUACCAGACUUGGCCACAUAUUUUGUGUCUUCCUUGAAUAAGCUGGCCAUGUACCAGACGUAUGCAGAGAUUACAGGGAUUUACCCAUCUGCUGGAAGUAUAGAAGGAGGUGCAAUAAUCACAAUAUCUGGACACUUCUUUGAUGAAACAGAUUCUCCUGCCAGAGUCCUUAUAGGGGGUCAGGAAUGUCAAAUUCUUGGAUUAACAGAUACGACAAUAACUUGUAAGAGCCCGUCAAAGCCGCCUGUUCUGCCUUCUCUGUUCCCAGGAAGCCGAGGACUGAAGGUGGAUCGGUGGAAUGUCAGUAUUUCACUGAAUAAUGCUCUAAAAUUGAAUGAAAGCUCCACGGGCUAUGCUGGUUCUUCUUGGUUCGAUGGUGCAUCCAAAUCUUGGCCUCUGGAGAACAGUAACUUUAUCGCUCGGUUCACUGGUUUCUUUGUGCCGCCAGAAACAGAUUACUACACAUUUUAUAUCAAAGGAGAUGAUAAUUAUGCUUUGUAUUUCAAUGAAUCUGGUGACCCUGCAGGAAAGGUGAAGAUUGCCUAUGGAUACUCCACAACUUCUUACUUCUCCUACACACAUCAGAAGUCGCAGACUUUUUACCUCCAGAAGGGCAAGCCGUGUUACUUUGAAGCAUAUAUCCAAAACUACUAUGGAUCCUCUGUACUAGAUGUUGGCGUACACACACGGACGAGUUCAUACACUGAGCAGCAGACCCCUGAAGCUGUACAAGAAGUACAGGCCAUACAGUCAUGGAGUACCACCAUUCUAGAAAACCAGGUUAUAACUCUACGGAACUGGAACACAACCCAGCAAGCAGUGUAUGAGGUUCAGACAAUCACUGUCACCAAAUACUGCAUCUCCCCAUGUCCCGCCAUGUACUACACACUUAUCUAUGCCAAGGAAGAAACAGAUCCGCUAUCAGCCGACGCUACUGCUCCUGAAAUCCAAGCAGCAUUGAGCAGAUUUUGGUCUAUACAGCCAGACACAGUCGAUGUUCAGCAACUAAAUUCUUCCGAAGAAGCAAAUGUCUAUACAGUGACAUUCCAUUCACAAAGAGGUGAUUUCCAGCUUCUCUCCUACAAUAUUCUGGGUGAAAGCAACAUUACAGUGGAUAUUGAAGAGACGACUAAAGGUGUUCCUGACAUGGCGACCUUCACUUUAGUGUGGGAUAAUGUGUACUCUACACCUCUGGCAGCAAACGCAUCUUCACUAGAGGUGAAAGAGGCCGUACAACAAAUGCUUACCGCUCAGUGUCCGGAUGCGAUAGCGAAUCGGAAAGAAAGUUCAUCCGUCAAAUAUUUCAGGAAUUAUGAACCGGAUGUAGCGUUGGGUUCCUACUGGGGCACCAUAACAGCCGAGACUGAACCAUUUUGUGGGCGAUUUUCCUUGAAGAAUCCACAAACACUGUAUUAUUAUUCUGGAUAUAAUCCACUGACCGGGUCAAUAUAUGAUGUGAUCUCACUAACUUUAUAUAGGAAGCUUUGCUUUGCCUAUAAAGGAUAUCUUACAAAUGCAAUUUACCUAUAUUUUCAAUAUGAAGAUAUCAGCAGUCCAGGAUCCGUCAGAGACGUAUCUGAUGGUUUCAGCUACAGCUUUGCUCAGGAGACCAGCUGGACUUACACCUGUAUAGAUAUGUUGGAUCUUGUUAAAACCAAAUACAACGGCAAAAAUUUCAAAGUGUACCGAAUCUACCUGCCGUCAGGUCAAGAUUAUUAUAUAGACGUCCUAUACAUUGGGCAGACCCUGCCUACAAAUGACUUGAACAGUAAGUCGCUCUAGAAGAGACCGGCAAUAUCAGAGAAUGGAGUCUUUAUAAGCGACGUCAGUGUGACCGAAAGAGAUGGCGCCGCUCAGAGACAGUAUAGCAUUGCUGUAACCACAUAUAAUUGUGGAUACAAUAUUCCACUUUUCGCUGCUGGAUUUGCAGAGAAUAUUCUCAGCAGCCCAGCAGAUUCAGCCAUCUAUACAACACCAUCCUGGCCACAAGGCACAUUGAUCCAGAUAAAUCGGACCCAGGCUGCAUCCCCUCCCAUCGGGGGAACAUUCAGUAUACAAGCUUAUGGACAGGAAAUACGUGAUCUCCGUGUAGACAUCUCCAGCAUCGAUCUGAAAUAUGCAUUAGAGACCAUUCCAGAACUAGGCCAGGUGUCCAUAUCAACAUAUGGAAACUGCAGAGGAUACACAUGGCAAAUAAAGUUCUUAACGGCUACCGGAUACCAGCCGCUCUUACAGGUCAAUGAUUCCAAGGUGACCGGUGUAGCUGCUCAAGUAUCCGCAGUAAAAGUAAUUAGCGGAGGCCUGUUUCGUCAGCACCUGCUUGGGGAUUUAGUGAGAACACCAAACACAAAGCCACAGGUGGAAGUCUACAUAAAUGGAAUCCCUUCAAAGUGUUCUGGAAACUGUGACUACACCUGGGACGUAAAACAAACACCACUUAUCUAUUCUAUUAAUACAGCCGUCAAUGGAGAAGAUGCGGUAUUAAUAAUAAAUGGGACUGGAUUUGCUAACAGCACCGCCAAUGACACAACCUAUGUGACAAUUGGAAAUCUUACUUGCACCAUUCUUACCCUCAGAGAUAAUGAGAUCCGUUGUCAGGCUCCGAAAGCAAGCGCUGGAACAUUCCCGAUCACUGUGUCCAUCGCAGAACGUGGAUUUGCAGUCUCGUAUGGAGGAAACAUGACUUUUACUUAUGAUAUCAUUGUCUCUUCAGUAACACCGUCCUCAGGAAGCCCUGCAGGAGGCACAUUAUUAACAAUUCAUGGCUCUGGAUUUAGUGGGAACUCUGUGGUAGAAUUGGAUGGCAAUGGAUGUGCCGUGGUCUUUGCCAAUCUGAGUUUGAUUAAAUGCCGUACCUCUGAGGGGCUAGAAGGCAACGCUGAUCUUAUUGUUUUCACAAAUGGACUUAAUGCCACCUUACCAAAUGCCUUCAAUUUUACCUCUUUCUUGGCACCAACCAUCACUGGAAUUGAACCAACAACCAGUAGUGUUUUGGGAAAUACAACUCUCACCAUUUCAGGUUUUAACUUCCUAAAUCAGUCCGAAGACAGCGCUGUUUUUCUUGCAAAUGAAACGUGCGAAAUUCUGGAGUGGACACCAACCAAUAUAAGAUGUCUUCUACCUGCACUUCCACCCGGAACAUACAACAUCAUGGUGCAAGUCGGAAAUGAUGGAUUUGCAAUAACCAGCAUGAAUGAUGGAGCGUCCGUUGCAUAUAUUUUGGAAGUGAACAGCCUCUCCCCACAAUAUGGAUCUCUGUACGGCGGUACUCGAAUCACACUGACGGGAUCCGGCUUCAGUCCUGUCCCAAAUGACAACCAAGUACAAAUAGGGAAUCUCCCGUGUAAAGUCUCUGCCAGUUCGGCCAAGGAGCUGACCUGUGUGAUCCAGAGACCCGGCGCGGUAUAUACGGUGACAAAUGGUGGAAAACAUUCAGUGUACGGCACCGGCUACGCCUGGUCUCCAUCUAGACUGGUGAUAUCUACAGGGGACGCCGUCAUUUGGCAGUGGAACGCUCAGCCUUUAAUCACGGGUAUUGGAUACAGAGUAUUUUCGGUGUCGGAUCCGGCCAACCUUACCUAUGAUGGAAUUUCCUUCAACAGCGGGGCUCGUGCGCCCUCAGGUGUAUUUUCCUAUAAUUUCACAUCGCCGGGGACUUACUACUACAGCAGCGGCUAUGUCAAUGACGGAAAUACCAUAAUUAUGCAAGGAGUCGUAAUUGUAAUGCCAGUUGUUGAGCAGAUCAGCCCAGUGCGUGUGUCUGUUGGAGGAAAGGAGGCCACCAUUGCUUCUGCUCCACUUCCAACCACACCGCCAGGUGUCUGCGUCACCCCAGAUCCGGAGUGCCCAGAGUUGGCCCUAUUACCUGUCAGCAAUACGUCUGUAUGGUUUGGAUUCUCAGACUGUUAUUCUCCUGCUAUUACCAGCAUUACACCAAACUUUGGAACAAUCCAUGAUGCUAUAACCAUCACAGGAACCGGGUUCAGUAACCUUACUUGUGCCAACCAGGUUUCAGUCGGUAAUUAUCCUUGUGUCGUGUCUUCUUCUAGCAAGACUUCAGUUACAUGUAAAGUGGAUCCCCAGAACUCCAUGGAUAUUGGGGUUGCAGAAAUGGUGUCACUUACAGUAAACAACUAUGGUUAUGCCAUCAACUCUUUAAGAACUGAGAUGAGCAGGCGAUUCGCCCUCAUACCCCACAUUGACUCCAUCUCGCCAAUCAACGGGUCUGAUACAGGAUCCACCAGAAUUACCAUACACGGGUCCAGCUUCUUGACCAGCAAUGGCAGCCUUCAGGUGACGGGAUUAGGCUGUAACAUUGUGUCUCUAACUUACACAGAUAUUGUAUGUGACACUCUGCCUAGUUAUUCGCACCGUGUAGACGUUGCGAUAAAGGUGAGGGGAAUCAGUGCCCAGUGCAAAGGAUCCUGCAGCUUUACCUAUUCAAGUGCACUUACACCACAAGUAUCCAGUGUUGACCCAACUAUAGUGCGAAAUGCUACCACAAUCCACAUCAAUGGCCUUGGCUUUGGGGAGGUCGCUGAUGAUGUCACCGUUUAUGUCGGUGCCAUGGAAUUAAAUGUGGUCGAUGUCAAUGACACAGACAUAACGUGCAACAUAGACCCCAUUCCUGCUGGACACUAUCCUGUCAUAGUCAUUGUACUCAGUAAAGGCUUGGCUCAAGGGUCUUUCACCAUGAACAGUCCUGCCGAAGCCACGCUCUUGACACCUUCCGGAAGUGUUUUAGGCGGAACUCUUCUACUCAUACAAGGGAAUGGAUUUCAUCCUACCAACACUACUGUGCAAGUCGAUGGUGCACCAUGUCCAGUCACUGCAGUUGCUCCUUAUAGUCUCCAGUGCAUGACUCCACCCAGGACCACUGCUACAACCACUUCCGUGAUCAUCCGUGUACCAUCUGCCUCUUACCCACCACUCAGCUUCUCCUACUCAGAGGCCGAUACUCCAACGGUAACAUCAGUUCUUCCAAAUACAGGACCUUCUGGAACCAUUGUCACAGUGUCUGGGUCUGGUUUUGGUUUGGAUGCCUCAGAAAUGAAAUUGACCAUUGGCAAUGCCACCUGCUCCAUCACAGGAGCGUCUGAUAGCCAGCUGAACUGCACCGUAGGAGAUCACUGGGGCGGCACAUUCCCCGUCUCAUUUCAGAAUCAGAAGGGGUUUGCAAGAUCCAGUGCAAGAUUCACCUAUGAACUUAGUAUGACCGGUGUCUCUCCAAGUGAAGGUGGUUUUGGUGGUGGGUUAAUCCUCACAAUCACUGGCUCCGGAUUUGAUGAUCAAAUUUCCAAGGUCUUUAUGUGCGGCUCUAAAUGUGAGGUGGACCAAACGCGAUCAGAUGCAGGUUUUCUGUAUUGCGCAGUGCCCAUAAGGAACGAUACUAAUACCUCCUCCUUCAGCUGCAAUGUCAGUGUGGUGAAUGGAAAUAACAAUGUGCAAAUCAAUAACUCCUUUACAUACUCAUCCGCAUUAACUGCUGCCAUAUAUGAUGUCAGCCCCAAGAGAGGAGGCACAGCUGGGGGAACCAGACUCACAAUCACUGGAUUCCAGUUCAGCACUAAUACCUCGGCUAUCACUGUCACCAUAGCACAGUCCGUGUGUGUCGUCCAGUCGGCUAAUACCACGCAAAUUGUGUGUAUAACCAGUGCCCACUCUCCUUCACAAAGAGCCAAAGUCACAGUAUAUAUCGAAGGCCAAGGCAUUGCAACGAUGGACAAUGCAGACUUUUUCUACAUCGAUGUCUGGUCUUCUAAAUACACCUGGGGAGGAGAGUCUCCACCCGAUGAGGGGUCCAUGGCGGUCAUCACAAAAGGGCAAAUCAUACUACUGGAUGAGAGUACUCCAGUACUAAAGAUGUUGCUGAUCCAAGGAGGAACUCUGAUUUUUGAUGAAGCAGAUAUAGAGCUGCAGUCUGAGAACAUCCUCAUUACAGAUGGCGGUGCUCUUCAGAUUGGAACCGAGGCAGCUCCAUUCCAGCACAAAGCAAUAAUCACCUUGCAUGGCCACUUACGUUCUCCAGAGUUGCCAGUAUAUGGAGCUAAGACGUUGGCUGUGAGGCAGGGGACCCUGGACCUUCAUGGUAUCCCCAUUCCUGUUACAUGGACUAGGCUUGCUCAGACAGUGGAAUCGGGAAACUCUACUAUAAUUCUACAGAAAAGUGUGACUUGGAAAGCGGGAGAUGAAAUAGUGAUCGCAUCCACAGGUCACAGACUCAGCCAAAGUCAGAAUGAAAAGCGGACUAUUCAGUCUGUAUCUGGAGAUGGCACAGUCCUGACCCUAACACAGCCAUUACUCUACAAACACCUGGGAAUUUCGGUCACUCUACCUGACGGUACUGUUUUUGAGGCCAGAGCAGAAGUAGGUCUCCUCACUAGAAACAUCGUUGUCAGGGGGUCAACCAAUGUGGAAUGGAGCGACAGCACAGCGGCCUGUCCGGAUGGAUUUGAUACUGGUGAAUUUGCCACACAGACGUGUUUCCAGGGAAGAUUUGGAGAGGAAAUAGGGAGUGAUCAAUUUGGAGGAUGUAUAAUGUUCCAUGCUCCAAAACCUAAUCAACUUCUGUCCAUUGGAAGAAUAGAAUAUGUGGAAGUUUUCCAUGCAGGGCAGGCUUUCAGGUUAGGCCGGUAUCCAAUACACUGGCAUUUAAUGGGUGAUGUCCAGUAUAAAUCGUAUGUGCGUGGUUGUGGAAUUCAUCAGACCUACAACAGAGCAGUGACCAUCCACAAUACCCACCACCUACUUGUGGAAAAUAAUGUAAUCUACGAUAUCAUGGGAGGAGCGUUCUUCAUUGAAGAUGGCAUUGAGCACGGAAACAUACUUCAGUACAACUUGGCUGUGUUUGUUAAGCAAAGUACCAGCUUGCUCAAUGAUGAUGUUACCCCAGCAGCAUUUUGGGUUACCAAUCCAAAUAACACAAUCAGACACAAUGCCGCUGCUGGUGGCACCCACUUUGGCUUCUGGUACAGGAUGCACAAUAACCCAGAUGGAUCUUCCUAUGAUUCUAACAUUUGCCAGAAAUUGGUGCCACUUGGAGAAUUCUACAAUAACACAGUUCACUCUCAGGGAUGGUUUGGCAUAUGGAUUUUUGAGAAUUACUUCCCAGUGGUAGGUGGAAGUUGCUAUUCUUCUACACCAUUCCCGGCUAUAUUCAAGUCUUUGACCACUUGGAAUUGUCAGAAAGGAGCAGAAUGGGUCAAUGGCGGUGCUCUCCAGUUCCACAACUUCACCAUGGUCAAUAAUGAGGACUCUGGCAUAGAAACUAAGAGAAUCAUUUUAAAUUAUGUUGGUGGAUGGGGAGAGGCCAGCGGAGCUGUCCUAAAAAAUGCUAUAAUCGUGGGACAUCUGGAUGAGCUAGGACUUGGUCCUAAUUACUGCACUGCUAGAGGCAUCACCCUCCCAUUUGAUGAAGGACUUACUGUUUCGUCUGUAAAGUUCAUCAACUUUGACCGAUCAAACUGUGCAGCCAUCGCCGUCACAUCUAUUACUGGACUCUGCUCAGACAGAUGUGGAGGCUGGAGUGCAAAGUUUAAUGGAAUACAAUACUUCAAUUCACCCAAAAAGGCAGGAUUUAGAUGGGAGCAUGAAGUUGUUCUAAUUGAUACCGAUGGGACAUUGACAGGAAAGACAGGAGCAAAGGUGGUGCCAGGAAGUGGGCUCCUCGAUCCGUCCCAGUGCAGCCAAAGCAGUGAUUGGAGUGCUGGCUUCCCUGGAUAUAUCUGUAAUGCCUCCACCAGCUUCCACAGACUGGCCUUCAACAACCCAUCCCCUACUUCUCUUCAAGGAAAGAAUGUCAUUAUUUCAAAUUCAUUUGGCUCCAGUGUUGUACCUUACCUGCAAAAACGCCUGACACACGCACCUGGAUGGAUGGCCUUGUUACCCAAUGCUAUUUCCUUCAACUGGUAUUUCAGCGGUGUGGAUUUCAUUACAAACAUCUCAUAUACAUCGACCUUCUACGGAUUCAAGAGUGAAGACUACGUGCUUAUAUCCCACAACUUUACUCAGAAGCCGGACAUGUUCACAAUAGUUGAUGUACGCAAUGGAUCCUCACAGCCAUUGAGCUGGGACAAUAAUACCAGUGGAGACUGGUACUUCAAUGAUAACACCACUACACUAACAUAUCUAGUGUCUGGAAAAAAGAAACUCCAGAGACGUGCCGUAGCCGGGAUCCUUGACACAACAAUGAAAAACACAGAUGUAAACCUGGUGGUCUACCAAUGCUAUUUCCAGAACUGUAUUCCACCCCCUCCCCCAACUGUACCCUCAAUCAUACCUAUAUUAUUCUAUGAUUUAUGGUCUAAUCGUUCCUUCUGGGAAUCAUCAGCAGAAAACAAUUAUACUGUCCCGAAGGAAGGAUCCAAUGUUGUAAUCCCACCAGGCAAGUAUAUUAUAGCUGAUGUAGAUAUCCCAUCCCUGCAUAAACUCACCAUUUAUGGUGUCUUGGAGCUGAGAAAUCUCACCGACAACUCAACAACCAGGACUUUACCCACCUUCAAGACAACUGUACUAAAUGCUACAUACAUUUCUAUCCAGGGUGGAAGAUUGAUAGGAGGAACUCAGGACAACCCAUUCCAAGGAGAAUUACAUAUUGUACUACGAGGAAACCAUUUAACUCCAGAGUUACCAUUGCCAAAUGGACCAAACCAAGGCUCAAAGGUUUUAGGAGUGUUCGGUCAGCUGGACCUACAUGGACUUCCUCGCUCUGUGUAUAGAACAAAGCUGGCACAAACCGUAUUAGCAGGAUCUCAAACCAUCACCGUCUCAGAGCCAGUAGACUGGAAGGUGGGAGAAGAUAUUCUGAUCACGACCACCAGUUAUAGUGCCUGGCAGACAGAAAUCAGGAAAAUCACUGAUGUUUCUUCUGACCAGAAGACCCUUACCUUAAAUGUGUCCCUCAGCUUUAAGCACUCUGCUAACACCUAUCAAGUACCAAACACGACCCUGAAUUACACUCUGGCUGCUGACGUUGCUUUACUUAGUAGAAAUGUUAAGAUCAUUGGUCAGGACUACCCUGGUUGGUACAGUGAAUCCUUUGGAGCCCGAGUUCUCGUCAGCACAUUUUCAGCCAACAAUAUGGAAUAUCGAGGUAAUGCAAGAAUUGAAAAUGUGGAAUUUUACCACAGUGGGCAGUAUGGUUAUGCAGAUCCCACAGACCCGCGGUACUCAUUGGCGUUCCUCAAUCUUGGAGAGGUAUUAUCCAAUGAGUCCUAUGUUAAGGGAUGUGCCUUCCAUGAUGGAUUUUCCCCAGCAAUCGGAGUGUUUUACACAAAUGGACUCGACAUUGACGACAACGUUAUUCACUUCACUGUAGGAGAAGGAAUCAGAGUAUGGGGAGAACGUGUCAAUAUAAGGGGAAAUCUUGUUACCCUUGCUGUUUGGCCUGGUACAUACCAAGAUCUCGAGGAAGUAACCUAUAUCUUGUGGCAUGCUGGAAUAGAGAUCAGUGAAGGAGCCGACAUUGUACUGCAGGAUAAUGUGGUUGCUGGGUUUGAAAGAGCUGGAUAUCGCAUUGAUGGCGAAUAUUGCCAAAAUGUCGCCGAUCCCAGUAAGCGCUGGUCUAACAAUGAAGCCUAUGGCGGGUUAUAUGGCAUCUUUAUGAACCAAGACGGACUUCCUGACUGUUCACUUAUAAGAGGAUUUAAGUUAUGGAAAUGCUGGGAUUAUGGUAUCUACAUCCAGAUCACGUCCUCAGUGCAGAUCUCUGAAGUGUUUCUAGCAGAAAACGGAAUGGGUAUACUUCCUAUAAUAUACACACCGCCAUCAGUCACCCACCAGAUAUCAAACAAGACAGUCCAGAUCUCGAAAUCCUUGCUGGUGGGAUCCAGUCCAGACUUUGAUUGCACAGAUGUUCUGACAAACAGUGAUGCCAAUGUCAAGCUUUCUGCUCAGCACCGCAGUGCCAGACCACCCACUGGUGGCAGAAGUGGUAUCUGCUGGCCCACCUUUGCCUCUGGCCAUAACUUGGCACCUGGACACCCAAAUGCAGGGAUAAUGAGCUACAAUGCAAUCAGUGGUCUAAUGACUGUAACAGACACAACAUUUGUGUCAUACAGAUCUGUAUGUUCUGGAGAAUCCAAUGUCAUGUUCAUGACAAACCCAGAAAAUGAAGAUUUGCAGCACCCUGUCGAAGUUUCCAGGAUAACAGCUGUGAACAGUUCAGAGGAUCAGAAAAUCUUCAUCCAUCGACCAGACGUGUCAAAAGCUAACCCAUCUGACUGCGUAGAUAUGACCUGUGAUGCUAAGAGGAAGACCUUGUUAAAAGAUCUUGAUGGUUCUUUUCUGGGAAAGAUUGGGGCAGUUGUCCCGCAAUCAGAAUACCAGUGGAAUGGAGACACCAGGUAUGGUCUUGGAGACUACAGGAUUCCAAAAGUCAUGCUGACUUACCCGAAUGGAAGUCGGAUCCCUGUGUCACAGGUGGCCCCAAACAAAGGGAUUAUCAGAGAUAACACGUGUGUGAACAUGUCUGCCUGGGGGGCCUACAAAUGCAGUGGCCUGAACUACGAGAUGCUCGUCAUUGAGAGCCUCGAUGCUGACACUGAGACUAGGCGCCUCUCGCCUGUGGCUGUGCUGGAGGAUGGCUAUGUGGACCUCAUCAAUGGGCCCCAAGACCAUGGCUGGUGUUCUGGAUACACCUGUCAGAAGAGGGUCUCCUUGUUUCACACUAUAGUGUCUACAAACAAGGUUUUUGAUGUGUAUUUUAGCAGUACGAGCCCCCAGAAUCUCCGACUGAAACUACUCAACAUAGACAACACAAAGGCUGUCCUUGUGGGAAUCUACUUCUCGAAUCCUCAGCGACUGGAUGUCUAUGUUAAUUCUGUCUAUAUAAAUCCUACAAAUAUACAAUGGAAGGGCUCAGACUAUACACUGCAAGAACCUACUUAUAAGGGACAAUACAUGCCUCAGCUCAACUCCACGGUUUUGGGAGAAAACUUCCUCAACAGAGACUAUAACAUGCUGUACGUUCUGGUCAGAGGGUCCUCUCCAGUGGAAAUCCACACAUCUCCUCUGAUUGUUGUAGCAUUUAAUCUUCCGGCAAUGACCGUGGAUCAGUUCUACGGUGCCAAUCUUGUCCAGAACCUUGCACUUUUCUUGAAGAUCCCAGCGAGCAAAAUACGUAUUACAAAGAUAGUUGCGGAGGGCUCUAGACGCAGAAAGAGAGCCACAGGAGGACUGUCGGUAUCCGUAGAAAUUUCCGAUCCACCGUCCCCACAAAUGAACUCUUCUACGAACUCAACAGAUGGACUGAUGUACACAGACUUCCAGACAAUGAGUAAAGACCUGGCAUCUUCUGCGAUUAAUGGAAGUCUCAGCUCGCAGCUGAACGUCACUGUGUCAUCAAUGUCCAUUUCUAAUCCAGUUCCACCCCCUAGUGAUCCUGCCUGGAGUCAGGUCGCAGCUGAUCUUGCUAACAACACUCAGUCAUCUACUGGAAACUUUUUGGCCACUGUAUCUGAACUCAUAGUCGUCCAAGAACCUGUGGCUGGACUUCCUGGAGAAAGGCUUUCCCAGCAGCCAUCUGUAAUGGCUGUAGAUUCCAACGGGAACUGUGUCUCUGUAAGUACAAGUUCAUUGACACUGACAGCAACCCUGAAAUACUCUAACAACACCAUCGUUAGCAAUGGAUUGGAUGGAAAUGUGACCAUCUUAUUUGACACCUGCUGGGCUAACUACACCGACCUUGUUCUCAUAGUGCCAGGAAAAGGAUACCAACUUGAAUUUGUGCUAAAUAAUGUCUAUGCCCAGACAAGAUCGUUUGAUGCCAAAUCUGUAACAACAACCACCACCACAACCACCACACCCACCACCACCACCACCACCACCACCACCUCCACCACCUCCACCACCGUCCCUUCAACUACUCAUUCCAAUGGAAAU
Messenger RNA from Bufo gargarizans (Asiatic toad), 12558 nucleotides. RefSeq names its product fibrocystin-L-like. The transcript is spliced from 76 exons. The record is from RefSeq and is a predicted model, not a curated record. The annotation marks the transcript as partial. NCBI's taxonomy places the organism in Eukaryota, Metazoa, Chordata, Amphibia, Anura, Bufonidae.